Aricia agestis (brown argus) is the source of this 3275-nucleotide messenger RNA. RefSeq lists its product as uncharacterized. The transcript has 16 exons. Bases 117 to 3257 code for a protein of 1046 amino acids. Gene Ontology annotation, cellular component: membrane. The record is from RefSeq and is a predicted model, not a curated record. Gene Ontology annotation, biological process: transmembrane transport. Gene Ontology annotation, molecular function: transmembrane transporter activity. NCBI's taxonomy places the organism in Eukaryota, Metazoa, Arthropoda, Insecta, Lepidoptera, Lycaenidae.
GUGAUUUUGAAUUUAUCUGGUGCAAAUUUCAAUUGGUUCAAAAGGCAGGUGACAUGAAAGUACCAGUCGCAUUCGCCGGUAAGUGAUCAAACAACCAGUCACCAUCACCAUUCACAAUGAAGAAACGAGCUUCAGUGCAAAGUAACACGAAAUCUGGCAAUACAUAUUCACAAUGGGGAUUCGCGCUUUUAGCGAAUGCCCUAACUAUGUCGUAUGGUCUGGAGUGUGGUUGGAUAUCCCCGAUCACGAAGAUGCUGCAGAGUGACGCGUCACCUACCGGCGGACCAUUGACUAAAAACGAGGUGUCCCUCAUAGCCAGCUCCAUGAGCAUGGCGGCCGUAUUCGCUGUACCUCUUUAUUCGUUUAUAUCGCAGAGAUACGGAAGCAAACUCGGAGUUAUACUUCUGGCUGUUCCACAAACGAUCUCAUGGGCUUUAAGAAUAGUGUACAGCACGAGCACAACACUUCUCAUCGCCCGAAUACUCGCAGGAAUAGCUGCCGGAGGUGUCUUCAAUGUCGUUCCGAUAUACGUAAAAGAAAUCAGCGAAGACAAAGUCAGAGGUGUACUAGGAUCGUUGCUUGUACUGACGCAGAACACAGGGGUAUUCAUCAUGUACAUAAUGGGAGCGUACUUGGACUACUAUGUAGUAUUGUACAUCUCGAUCUGCCUUCCGGUAUUGACUGGACUGCUCAUGCUCAAAUCUCCCGAUUCCCCUGCGUUCCUGGUAAGGGAAGGGAAAAUAGAGGAAGCAGCGGACUCUAUUGCCCUGCUCAGAGGUCUAGACAGAGAUGACAAACUGGUGCAACUUGAACUGCAAACGUUGAGGAAGGAAGACGACAAAUUCAAAUCCAUGCCUGCUAUCACUUUUAAAGCAAUGUUUGCUGACAAAGCAUGGCGUCGUGGAUACAUCUUUAUCGGAGCUAUAUUUACUUUCCACGGGCUGAACGGAGCCUACACCAUCGUGACCUACGCUUCAGCCAUCUUGGCUGCGACUGGAGUGGAAAUGAACAUCAGCCCGGAGCUGCAAACACUCAGCAUUCCUCUCGUGAUGAUCAUCUCGUCGCUUAUACUCACUCUCAUUGUGGAAAUAUGCGGCAGAAAGUGGCUGCUCGUUGGUUCGUUCGUCGUAACUGCUAUAUCCAUGGUAACCCUGGCUGCAGCAAUUUUGAUACUCCGAGCCGGCGGCAGCGUCCCGGGUUGGGUGCCCAUACUCGCGAUGAUUAUGGUUGUCUCUAUGUACUCCAUUGGUGUAUCUCCUUUGCCGUAUAUCUUAUUGACUGAAAUGUUCAGUUUUCAGGUACGAAAUAAAGUAUCAGGUACCAUAGUAUCUUACGCGUGGUUCCUGACCUUCGUCGGCGUGUUCAUAUACGCUCCCAUCACUUCCAUGUUCGGCCAGUACAUGGACUUCCUCCUUCAUGCCGUAGUCAACAUCACAGGAGCGAUAUUCGUGGCCAUCUUCGUGCCGGAGACCAAGGGGAAAAACGAUGAGGAAAUCAGAAGAAUACUAACGGGAACCAGCAAAGAAGACGCGAUGCCUUGGCAGAGGGCAAACAUUAAGCAAGGUGGACAACAUCUGCGAUAUAAGGAUGUUCUCAAAAGACGCUUGAAUGUCUGUGCUAUUGUUGGGAAGGCUUGUUACCAAGCGGACAUAUUGGCGGUCUACGACCAAUACCAGAUUAAAAAGUUUGAGAAAGACCGUCUACAGACGCUUGAAGAAAAGCGCCAACUGCGUAAAGAGAGACCUAAGCCUUCCUACAUUAUACUUACAACUCUGCUGGCCAACUCUACGUUCACUGCGUGCCAUUGGAGCCGGGUGCUACUAGUAGCAUAUCUAGAUAUUGGUGCCACAAUGGAAAAUGGCGAGAACAAAGGACAUGUGUACAGACAAGUGGUUUUCGCGCUCCUAGCAAACUGCUUAAGUUUCACUGGUGGUAUGGAAAGUGGGUGGAUCUCGCCCAUGACCAAAGUGUUGCAAUCUGACACGUCUCCCACUGGAGUAGCUCUGACUGACGAUGAGAUAUCCUGGAUAGCCAGCUCCAUGAGUAUUGCGGCGGUCUUCGGAGUCUCCGUGUAUACGUACAUCGCUGAUAAAUAUGGGAGUAAAAUUGGAGUGAUCAUGGUAGCUGUGCCACAAGCGAUUGCACUGACAUUGAAAGUAGCAUAUUCGUCCAGCAUAGUGAUAUUAGUUGCCAGGAUAAUAUUUGGCAUUUCAUCCGGUGGGAUCUUCAAUGUAAUACCUUUGUAUGUAAAAGAGAUAAGUCAAGACAGUAUGAAGGGAAUACUUGGAUCGUUUCUUAUCUUAAUGUCGAAUAUUGGACUUUUCACUAUGUUCACUAUGGGCGCUUUUCUGGACUACCAUACAGUGCUGUAUUUAGUCGUUGGACUGCCUGUUUUAACUGCUUUCUUAAUGCUCAAAGCUCCUGAUUCUCCUGCUUUUCUUGUAAGGCAAGGAAAAAUAGACGACGCAGCUGACGUUCUAGCUUACCUACGAGGGUUGAAUGUCGACAGCAAAAUGGUCAGGAAUGAAAUUGAUACAAUGAUACACGAAGAAGAACAAUUCAAAGAUUUGCCCAGCAUAAGAAAUAUUUUGAAACUGAAGCCUAUCCGUCGUGCAAUCGUCCUCAUCUUCUGCCUCUUCACAUUUCACGCGUUGAACGGCUCCUUCGCAAUAGUGACACACGCGUCUUCCAUCCUCAAGUCCACCGGAGUUGAGUUUUCCGUCCGACCAGAACUGCAGACCCUGGGAAUCCCCCUCAUUAUGAUAAUCGCUUCUAGUAUCCUUACGUCCAUUGUAGAACGAUGCGGAAGAAAGCCUCUUCUCAUUGGCGCUUUCUUCAUGUCCACCAUAUGGAUGACACUUCUGGGAAGCAUAGUUUUGGUUCAGAGAAUGGGAUACAGGCUGCCGAGCUGGUUACCUGUCAGCUCCAUGUUGCUCAUAGUGGCUAUGAACGCGGGCGGGUUGGCCCCACUACCUUACGUUAUACUGACGGAGAUGUUUAGUUUUCAGGUUCGAGCUAAAGUCGUGGGCGCUGUUGUAACAUACGCUUGGUUCCAAUCUUUCGUUUCACUUGCGAUCUACACGCCGAUAGCUAAUAACUUUGGACAAUACACUGCGUUUUUCUUCUUCGGUGCUAUAAACUUGGCUGGUGGUACGUUUGUCCACUUUUUCCUCCCGGAGACAAAAGGCAAGAGUGAUGAAGAAAUCCGUGCAAUACUAGCUGGUAGACCUCAAAAACAAAUUGAUGUUCUUCUAUGAAUAAAUUAUAGCAUUUUU